AUGCAUUGUGGGUAGGUCAGUAACAGAGAGUGGAGGACGCCAUGUGCUAUUGAGGGAGAAGGACCAGGACUGACAGGCAACGCUGCGACUCUGUGAAUUGGAAAUAUCUGGAGGAGAUCCGGGGGCACAAAUAAUAAACAUGUACUGCACAAGACACUGCAUUCGGACCGCGCUGCGGAUCGCCGCAAAGACUCGUCGGCAGGAGCUCCAGACACCAACGUCAUGUGCCCUCCGAACACUCGGGACCAGCCCAGCCAGCCUUUCUGCUGUCAUCGCCGCCCCCCCUCUGGAUGGAGCCCCCAAACAGUACCCCCCCAAAAUCACCCAGCUGGUACACGACAUCACCAGCCUCACCCUGUUAGAGGUGUCAGACCUCAAUGAGCUCCUCAAGAAAACCCUGAAUAUCCAGGAUGUUGGGAUGAUGCCAAUGGGAGCCAUGACUGCAGCAGCAACACCUGCAGCUCUGGCAGUGGAAGAGGACGUGGCACCAGUCAAGAAAGAGAAGACUCACUUCACAGUAAAACUGACAGAACUGAAGGCAGCGGAGAAAGUGAAACUCAUAAAGGAAGUGAAGAACUGCAUCCAAGGCUUGAACCUGGUGCAGGCUAAGAAGUUGGUUGAGUCCCUCCCCCAGGAGAUCAGAGCCAAUGUGUCCAAAGAGGAGGCGGAGAAGCUGAAGACGGUCCUGGAGACAGCAGGGGGCACUGUGGUGCUGGAGUAGACCGUCUCUCCUCUCUCCAUCCCUCCACCCGACUGACCCCAUCCACCGUCUGGCUGCUGUUACUCCUGUCUAUCUUUCUGUUGUAUACAGCAGGAAAAGAACAAAGGAACCAAUGCCUUGGAAAAGGAAACUAAAAUCUAGCCUUUUUGACAACGUUGCUGUACUAGCUACCAACUGGACGGUGUGGGGCGGGAGAAACUAAAAUCUAUCCUUUUUGACAACGUUGCUGUACUAGCUACCAACUGGACGGUGUGGGGCGGGAGAAACUAACUCAGACUGGACUCCUCAGGCUCAGAGCCUGAACGCACCCGCCCACCGCCCGGCCGCUCGUCAGUUCCCUCGCCCGUUUGUCUUGUUUGUUCGUCUGUCUGGCUGGCUCUGUCCCGAUUCUCCACCCUUCUCCCGAAGUGUGCACUUCUCUUGGGUUCUUUCUCGAAUUUGGUUUAACAAUGGUGGAAACUCAAAACUCCCUCAAGCCAAUGUUUACCUCAGUCCCAUGUUUAAAAGUCCACGACUGGGAAUAUGAGGGUACAGGAGAAGGGUGGAUAAUGGGUACUUUUGCCCAGCUAUCAGUCUGGUACUUUUGCCCAUUGGUCUGCAUUCAAGCUGGACUUGGCCUCAUGUCUGUAUUCGUCUGGGGGUGAGUUUCCCUGGAAGCCUCGUCGUUAACGUGGCAUGUUAUUUCCCCUGACAACCCAGCCUCCACGGUGACACCAUUGAAAUAUCUACGUUUGACUGUCUGUAUUCUCCAGAGGAGACUGGUGGGAGGAGCUAUAGGAGCACAGGCUCAUCGUCAUGGCUGGAAUGGAAUUAUGGAACGGCGUCGAACAGGCGGUUUCCAUUGGAUUCCAUUAAUUCCAUGUCAGCCAUUACAAUAAGCCUGUCCUCCUAUAGCUCCUCCCACCAGCCUCCGCGGGUAUUUUAUGUGCGUCAAUGAACCAAAUUCGUCAAAUGGACAUUUGGCUGGUUGUUCUAUGAGUGGUGUGAGUGGGUCAUCAAGAGGACUGAGGUACCACGUUGGCAACCAAGCUUUUUUUUUUAGAACCCCUCCCCCUGACUGGUAACAGACUCGUGUUAUCUAGAACCGGGAGAACGGAGCUGUGUCUUCAUUACGGGUUGGAACCCGGAACAGAACUGAAAAGCCGGAAAAUAAUGUAGUAGCAGAAACUGAACCUGGAACGAAAGUGAUCCAUGCUGUUCCGGAACAGAACCAUUAUUUUAAAAGCAUGGGAACCGGUUAAUAACGUUCUUUUACAUUCCAGGCGUUGUUUCUACUCUCACAAAAAAACGCAAACAAAGUGCCAAGGCAAAGCCCUCACUCUGUCACUCAGAAACAUAUUCCAGGAUCUGCCUGCAAGCUGAAACUCUGUACCAGUGUGUGUGCAUGUUUAGGCCCCCCCCACCCCUCCGGCUCUAUCCGCACUGAUUGGUGAAGUCAUUUAAUUAGCUAAAUGUGAAGGGGGGGGGGCAGGUUGAUUUUAAAGGUUAUAAAAGGAAUAGGAAGGAACGCUAUAAACCGGUACUUUUGUUUGGUUUGAACCGGUUCAGAACGUCAUUUUUCCGGUCGGAACAGUGGAACGUAACAGUUGAAUUUGUAUUUUCCUGUUCGGAACGAUUGGAAAAAAUAAUUUUGGUUCCAACCCCUGGUCUUUAUACUGUAUGGCUGAUAUAGGAUCAAUGAUGAAGUGAUUUAAAAAAAUAAAACAAGUUACAUUUCUUUGGUUGGUUGAAUAUAAUCUUACAUUGGAUCACAUUUGACAGAUUGUGCUGUAAAGACUAAACGAUUAUUAAAUAGUACCUAUGUGAAAUGUA
Messenger RNA from Oncorhynchus masou masou (cherry salmon), 2533 nucleotides. RefSeq names its product large ribosomal subunit protein bL12m-like. The record is from RefSeq and is a predicted model, not a curated record. NCBI's taxonomy places the organism in Eukaryota, Metazoa, Chordata, Actinopteri, Salmoniformes, Salmonidae. Bases 140 to 721 code for a protein of 193 amino acids. Gene Ontology annotation, molecular function: structural constituent of ribosome; mRNA binding. Gene Ontology annotation, biological process: translation. Gene Ontology annotation, cellular component: ribosome; mitochondrial large ribosomal subunit. The transcript has 5 exons.